AUGUUGCCAAAUUCCUUGUCCUUGUUGGGCAAGUUGACUCAUGGGGCUACCUUGUAUACAGACCUCGUUUGGCCGCGUCUACCUACCGCGUCGCCUUCCUCCCCUGCCAUCGCCCUGCGCUUUUCGAGCAAAGGUAUGCCCUAUCCCCCAAGUCAGUUGCAGUGUUUUAGUUACUAAUCGGACCUGCGCUCUUUGAGCAAAGCCGAUCGACCAUUUUUUUGAGCUCCUCCCUCCCACCCUACUUGUUCAUAACUCCUGUUUAGAAAACCCUCCGUUUGUUACGGAGUGCGGGUUUUUCUCUUAUCACUGCAACUCGACUCUUCCAUCCUAAAACAAACGCCACAAACAGCGCGCACUAUGGAGGAGUCGAAUAGCAAUGAGUUAGGCUCUCAGACCCCACCUCUAACAAGAAUUUCGUGGUUUACAUCAACGAUUGAACGCGACGGGAAGAAGUGUCAAGAAGGCGAAACAUCACCAGCUACCUGCACAUAAUCGAUCGGGAACACGCGGUCCUAUGGAGACAUCUGGCUCGACGACUCGGCGCGGCCUCCAUCGCUGGCCCGUGACGUUCAGCAAGUGCGGGGCAUUCAGGCGCAGAUGGAUAUGAGCGACGAGGCUCAACUCGCAAAGGAGGUGGGGCCUUUCUCCGCAUAACUCCUCGAGCAGGACGGUGAGAUGGGCAGCUCUUCGGAUGAAAGCUACGGCGAUGACUUUGCUGGUCAGGAAGACGAAUACUUCUCGGGCGUUUAG
This is a messenger RNA of Microbotryum saponariae, 750 nucleotides long. NCBI's taxonomy places the organism in Eukaryota, Fungi, Basidiomycota, Microbotryomycetes, Microbotryales, Microbotryaceae. The record is from the annotation of a GenBank genome assembly.